Uncinocarpus reesii 1704 is the source of this 1215-nucleotide messenger RNA. Its product is annotated as cytochrome P450 55A2. The transcript has 8 exons. The record is from RefSeq and is a predicted model, not a curated record. The coding region runs from base 1 to 1215 and encodes 404 amino acids. NCBI's taxonomy places the organism in Eukaryota, Fungi, Ascomycota, Eurotiomycetes, Onygenales, Onygenaceae. Gene Ontology annotation, molecular function: oxidoreductase activity, acting on paired donors, with incorporation or reduction of molecular oxygen; iron ion binding; heme binding.
AUGGCGACUGAAGCGACCCCUCCAAAGUUUCCCUUCGCUCGACCGCGAGGCGCUGAACCUCCCGCUGAAUUUGCUAAACUUCGUGCUACGAAUCCUGUUUCAAGAGUUGAGCUGUGGGAUGGAAGCCAUCCAUGGUUGGUAGUCAAGUACAAUGAUGUUUGCAGCGUCUUGACGGAUGAGCGCCUUUCCAAGCAACGCCAACGUGACGGAUUCCCUGAGAUGUCCGCCGGUGGGAAAGCAGCUGCGAAGAACAGACCGACUUUUGUGGAUAUGGACCCCCCUGACCACAUGCGGCAAAGGGGUAUGGUCACUUCGUUCUUUACGCCUGAAUAUACCGAAUCCAUCAAACCACAAAUUCAAAAGACCGUUGACCGGUACCUCGAGGAAAUGAUAAAGGGCGGCUGCGAGAAACCAGUCGACUUGGUGGAGAAAUUUGCCCUGCCAAUCCCAUCCUGCAUCAUUUAUGACAUCUUAGGUAUACCGUUUGAGGACUCCGACUCUCUGACGCAGUGGAAUGCCAUUCGGACCAACGGUAGUUCAACUGCGGCGGCAGCUGCCACUGCUAACACGGAACUGUUGGGGUAUUUGGACAAGCUCGUCGACAAGAAAAUAGCGAACCCCCAAAAUGAUUUAAUUAGCACUCUUGUCACUGAGCAACUUCAACCUGGCAACAUCGAUAAGCUGGAUGUGGUCCAGAUUUCUUUCCUCCUACUAGUUGCUGGCAACGCUACCAUGGUCAACAUGAUCAAUUUGGGUGUUGUUACGCUUCUUGAACAUCCAGACCAGUUGGAGGACCUUAAGAGAGACCCGUCUCUUGCGAAACCCUUUGUUGAAGAGCUGUGUCGAUAUCACACGGCCUCUGCCCUGGCUACACGUCGCGUCGCAAAAGUCGAUAUCACGUUGAAUGGCCAGCUUAUCAAAGCCGGAGAAGGCAUCAUUGCCUCUAACCAAGCUGCAAACCGAGACGAAGACAUUUUCCCCGACCCAGACAAGUUUGAUAUCCACCGCAAACGUGGUUCCGAGAGCGCCCUUGGCUACGGCUACGGAGAUCACAGAUGCAUUGCUGAGGGCCUCUCGCGUGCGGAAUUGGAGGCUGUGUUCUCUACUUUGUUCCAACGACUUCCGAACCUGAGACUUGGGAUUCCGCACUCGGAAAUCAAGUACAGCGAACCAACCAUGGAUGUUGGUAUCGCAGAACUCCCAGUGGUGUGGUAG